This is a messenger RNA of Clonostachys solani, 3825 nucleotides long. The record is from the annotation of a GenBank genome assembly. NCBI's taxonomy places the organism in Eukaryota, Fungi, Ascomycota, Sordariomycetes, Hypocreales, Bionectriaceae.
AUGGGCGGUAUCGACGAUCUUAUUCUGCGGGAGCAGGCUGGCCAAGGUCUGCUCAAGCCCUCAUCAGCCCCGCCAAAAGACCCCGACCAACUGAAGCGUAAGCUUGAGGAGCUGUAUCUGUCGCCCUCGACCGAGUUCUCAGAGGAGUGGCUCAACCGGCUCCAACAGCGAUGGGAAUUUGAGGCCGACUACACAUCACUCUUUAAAAUCGCACCAACACAGACUCGCACUGUCACUCGGUUUCUGAGGCAUGGGCUCGAGGGUAGGGUCACGGGCUACAAGAAUGUCACGGUUUCUGCAAGCAGUGCUACGGCCAAGAACUCAACGAGCUUGUUGAGAAAGCCAGCUAAUCGAGCUGAUUUCGUGAGAGGCGCUGCCGGCUUCUUCCCUUUCGCCCCGGGAGGUUUGGAUAGCAUCGAAGCGACAGCAGCCCUUGAGGACCAAAUCCACAUUGGAGGGGACGUUGAUGGGAACGGGGAAAGCGCUGGCCGAGCCAAACUGGACAGAGUCAUUCAAGUCGGAAAUGAAGGACGGCUGCUCGAAAUUGCCCCGGGACUAGACCGCGGAAUAGACUUCUCCAAGAAACCACAGCAGAACCAGGAUGAUGCAACUGCUAUCAAGCAAGUACUGGAGGAAGAACCGGAGGAUGUCAGUGAUGAGGACCGAUCCAAGGAUGCGUCCCCAGGUAGCACGCCUGAUGCUGUUGCUGAGGAGGAGGAAAACGGAGACGAUAUCGAUGACAUCUUGCCAGUCGAGUUCCCUUCGCUGGAACCACAUGGAAUCCUUGCAGCAUCUAGCGCUAGAAAGGCUGGACGCGAAUGGGCGCACAUGGUCGACAUCAAGCACGAGAUGACCAAUUUCCGAGAGCUCGUUCCAGACAUGGCAAGAGAAUGGCCAUUUGAACUUGAUACUUUCCAGAAGGAAGCCGUCUAUCAUCUUGAGAGCGGUGACUCUGUCUUCGUUGCGGCUCACACGUCUGCAGGAAAGACAGUCGUCGCUGAGUAUGCGAUUGCACUGGCAGCCAGGCACAUGACCAAGGCCAUCUACACAUCUCCCAUCAAGGCUCUUAGCAAUCAGAAAUUUCGCGAUUUCAGGCAGACAUUCGAUGAGGUCGGCAUCUUGACUGGAGAUGUCCAGAUCAACCCUGAGGCUAGUUGCCUAAUCAUGACUACCGAGAUCUUGCGGAGCAUGCUCUACCGCGGAGCCGAUAUCAUUCGAGAUGUGGAAUUUGUCAUUUUCGAUGAGGUUCACUAUGUCAACGAUUUCGAACGUGGUGUUGUAUGGGAGGAAGUUAUCAUCAUGCUGCCAGAGCAUGUAUCUCUUAUUUUGUUGUCCGCUACGGUGCCAAACACUUACGAGUUCGCCUCCUGGGUGGGUAGAACGAAACAGAAGGACAUCUACGUGAUUUCAACACCAAAGAGACCAGUUCCACUGGAACACUACCUCUGGGCUGGGAAAAACAUCCACAAAAUCGUGGACCAUGAGAAGAGAUUUAUUGAAAAGGGUUGGAAGGAUGCUCACUCAGCCUACCAAGGCAAAGAGAAGGAGCCCCCGGCACAAAACACAAUCGCAACGAGAGGUGGUAACCCUCGCGGAGGACAGCGAGGUGGGCAGCAGAGGGGAGGACAACAACAACGCGGUGGGCGCGGCGGAGGCCAGCAGAGGGGCGGUGGCCAACAAAGAGGACGAGGAGGGCCUCCAAGAGCAAGCCAUAAUCCGGGCCACAUGGGACGUACUGGCCGUCCGGGAGGGUUUUCGUCCGCUGCACAGGAUAAAAACCUUUGGGUCCACCUUGUCCAAUUCCUUCGCAAGCAAAGUCUGCUGCCAGCCUGUAUUUUCGUCUUCUCCAAGAAGCGCUGUGAGGAGAAUGCCGAUGCUCUGAGUAACCAAGACUUCUGCACAGCCUCCGAGAAGAGUCACGUUCACAUGAUUAUCGAGCGAUCAGUUGCACGUCUCAAACCAGAGGAUCGCCAGUUACCUCAGAUCAUUCGGCUCAGGGAACUUCUUGGCCGUGGUAUUGCUGUUCACCACGGCGGUCUGCUGCCCAUUGUCAAGGAAAUCGUCGAAAUCCUCUUCGCAGAGACUCUGGUCAAGGUGUUAUUUGCUACGGAAACGUUUGCCAUGGGUCUCAACCUGCCUACUCGAACCGUGGUCUUUUCGGGUUACCGGAAGCACGAUGGACACUCAUUCAGAAACCUCCUUCCCGGAGAGUAUACGCAAAUGGCGGGACGUGCUGGACGAAGAGGUCUGGACACUGUUGGAUCCGUCAUUAUCGUCCCGCCAGGAGCCGAUGAAGCACCCCCGGCGGCAGAUCUGCGCCACAUGAUAUUGGGCGAGCCAUCAAAGCUUCGGUCACAAUUCCGUCUGACCUAUAACAUGAUUCUUAACCUCCUCCGAGUCGAGGCUCUCAAGAUUGAGGAGAUGAUCAAACGAAGUUUCUCCGAGCACGCAACCCAGCAAUUGCUUCCGGAACAUGAAAAGGAUGUGAAGCUGGCUCAGGCCGAUCUUGCCAAGGUCAAGCGAGAGUCAUGCCCCGUCUGUGACGUGCACAUGGAUGACUGCCACCAGGCUGCGCAGGAUUACAAGCAGCUCACAUUCGAUCUAUACAGGGGACUGUUAAAUAUUCACAUUGGCCGCCGAAUGUUCUGCCAGAGCCGACUAGUGGUGUUAAACUUGGAGGGUAUCCGAACCGCCGGUAUCCUCCUUGGUGAUGGGAUGAGCUUAAAGGGGACGUCCGACGAACCAACUGUUCAUAUCUGUACCAUCAAACCUCUUAGAGAGAAGCGAGAUGCCUCUGAUCAGUUGCCGUUUAUUCCGCCAUUCAAGAAGUAUCUACACAAGCUACCCCAAGGCAAAAGACGAAUCAAGAUCAAGACUCUGCACGUCCCCUUGGGUGAUAUCGAGUGUCUGACCAGAUGGGUGAGCAAGGGGAUCGUGCCCGAAAUCUUCCAGGGAGGUGAAGCAUCCGUGAAGGCCGAAAAGAAGUUACAAGAGAUCUGCACUGCUUGGGACGACAGAUGGGAUGAAAUGGAUUUCGGAAAGGUCAAGAGUCUGCAGCUGCAAGAGAUGGUGGAAAAGCGUAUAAACCUGGUCAAGGUUAUUGAUGCUUCGCCUUCCGUGAAGUGCCCGAGCUUCUUGAAGCAUUUUGCUAUGUGUCAUGACGAGUGGCUCAUUAAGGAACACAUUUCCCAAUUGAAGCAGUCAUUAUCAGACCAAAACUUGCAGCUUUUGCCUGACUACGAACAACGUGUUCAGGUGCUCAAGGAACUGGGCUUCGUCGACGAGGCAACGAGAAUUCAGCUGAAGGGCAAAGUGGCUUGCGAGAUUCACUCGGGUGACGAGCUCGUACUGACGGAAUUGAUCCUUGACAACGUGCUCGCUGACUUCGAGCCUGCCGAAAUCGCCGCCUUGCUCUCCUCUUUUGUAUUCCAGGAGAAAACGACUGUCGAACCCGUCUUGACCGGCAAUCUUGAGCAUGGAAAAGCGACUAUUGUAGCCAUUUCCGAGAAGGUGAACGAGGUUCAGACCCGACUUCAAGUCAUCCAGUCUGCCGACGAUUCCAACGAUUUCACCUCUCGCCCACGCUUCGGCUUGAUGGAGGUUGUCUACGAGUGGGCCAGGGGGAUGAGCUUCAAGAACAUCACCAACCUGACUGACGUUCUGGAGGGUACCAUUGUGAGGACUAUUACACGACUUGACGAAGUAUGCAGAGAGGUGAAGAAUGCAGCCAGGAUCGUGGGAGACCCUGAGCUUUAUCAAAAGAUGCAGACUGCACAGGAGAUGAUUAAACGGGAUAUCACUGCUGUGGCAAGCUUAUAUAUGUAG